Paramecium tetraurelia is the source of this 432-nucleotide messenger RNA. RefSeq lists its product as uncharacterized. Lineage: Eukaryota; Ciliophora; Oligohymenophorea; Peniculida; Parameciidae. Gene Ontology annotation, cellular component: nucleus. Gene Ontology annotation, biological process: reciprocal meiotic recombination. The transcript has 2 exons. Gene Ontology annotation, molecular function: double-stranded DNA binding. The record is from RefSeq and is a predicted model, not a curated record.
AUGAAUCAUAAAUCUACGUAUAAAUCGUCAUUUGGUGGUUUUACCUCCAUAACAACAAUAAUUCUUGUGUUUCUAUUUUUUUCAACAAAUUUUGUCGAUUAUUUGGCUGGAAAAAAUAUAAUUACUAAGUAAACUUAAAUUUAUGAUGACGACCUAACAAAUCUGCAAUUGAAUGAUUAAGAUUUUAUAAUGGCAUUAGGAAUUGAUCAGACUAACUUUUUGGAUCAACCAUACUUCACGAUAAAUCUCUAAUAAAGGGAAUAUGAAAGACUCCCAAAUGGAACACUUAUUAAAAACAUUACCUAACUUCCUUUGGUUCCAUGCACUUUAGAGCGUUUCUAAUAAAUUUUUGAUCGCUAUGGAAAGAACUUUUCAGAUGAUUUCGAGAGACUUUAACUUAAGAACUUGCUUUGUCCAUAGUAAUGUAUUUGA